Messenger RNA from Clunio marinus, 687 nucleotides. The record is from the annotation of a GenBank genome assembly. NCBI's taxonomy places the organism in Eukaryota, Metazoa, Arthropoda, Insecta, Diptera, Chironomidae.
AUGGCCCUUGACUCGACUACAUUUCUCGAUUCAUCCGAGCUGACAAUUUGUUUGUCGGGAGCAAGCAUCAAGAAAAGUUGCAGUUUACGACAUCGAAAGAACCCAAUUUUCCAUAUUUUACAUCCAAAACGAGUUGAUAAAGUUUUUACACCUUUUGUGGAUUCAUUUGAGAAAAUUUCGCCUGCUUGUGCUUUGGCUGUUUGUUGUCAUGUCUUUUUCUUCUGUUUUGGUGUCGACACUUUUACUUUUCGUUUUUCCUUCUUCAACAACUUUACUGCUGUUGCUACUGCUACUGGUGCUGCAUUGUCUCAAUGGAUCAUAUAUUUUGACAAUAUAAAUUUUUAUGGCGAUAAAUUAUGUUUUUCUUUCGGCAGUGCUUACGACACUCAAGGAGCUUUGAGCAGAAGUGGGAAAAUAGAAUUAAUUAGGAGUUUGAAAAGUUUUCCAUUUCGUUUUGUUAUGUUUUUUGCUUCGUUCACACAACUCGUUCGCUUGCUUACUUACUCAAGGGAAAGAAAAACAUUUUCCAAACCCUUUAGCAUGAAGAAGCAGGAAAAGCAACCAAAUCCCGGUUACAAAAAAAAUCCAAGGCUGAACUGCGUCGAUGAAACUGUCAUCAAUAAAUAUUCGAUCUCGUUUUCCGCCCUCUUCCGACUCUCAGAUAAUGUAAAUAAAAAAACCUGCUGA